Messenger RNA from Besnoitia besnoiti, 3138 nucleotides. RefSeq names its product tetratricopeptide repeat-containing protein. The transcript is spliced from 11 exons. The coding region runs from base 1 to 3138 and encodes 1045 amino acids. The record is from RefSeq and is a predicted model, not a curated record. NCBI's taxonomy places the organism in Eukaryota, Apicomplexa, Conoidasida, Eucoccidiorida, Sarcocystidae. Gene Ontology annotation, molecular function: protein binding.
AUGCCAGACGUAUUGCCAAUGGAUGGUCGAAAUGGGCACGCGAAGCCAACUGCCAGGUCAAGUGGGUCAUACCUGGGUCUGGCCAAAGGCUCUGCCGUAGUGCACUCACCUGCGAGUUCUCCCGGGGAGCAGGCGAAGCAGCAGCUUACGAUAGAUCUCCAUCAGCAGGGUGCGUCUCCAUGUGGUUUUUCACUGGGAGGUCCCCCAAGCGUCACUUUUUCGUUACUCGACGGCAGCACGUAUCACGAGUGUGAUGGCGUGCCGACGAGCUCCUCUGCCUCUCGAGGCACUCCCUGCUCGAUUCGUUCUGCACCUACGCCCCAGCUAGGGAAACCUCGUUUAGCUGGAGGGUCCUUCGCUUCGUCGCGUUCAAGUCAUAGUAGAUUCACAGACGGGCGCAGCGCGGAUGCCACCUCGACGUCUGUGCAGUACACUGUUGGGUCACUGAUCAUGCCAGAUGGUGUCACAGUCCGCCCGCCUCCAAAGACUGGCAUUUCCUCCGGUGAUCCUGUGGCCACACACACCUUGCGGAGACGCACUGCGAACCUGAAUUCUGACUCCUUUUCUUCAGGUGGUCCUUUUUCCACCCGCCUCAAUCUCUCUCUGCACCGCCGUUCUCUAAACACGACAUGGCAGAAAAACUUCCGGUACCCCGCGGCGACAGGAGGGUCGCGACGGCGAGUCACGCUCUCUCGUCAUUUGAAUCCCACGGGCGAGAGCCUGCCAAGGCUGGUGGCCUUCUCUCCUUCUUUGAAUCGUGCCUUGAUUCAGGACACGUGUCUUACCGCCCUGCUGAGGGCAGCGAGCGACUGCGUGCCUUCUCCUUCGUCCCAGCACCCCGCAACAUCUGCCAGUGAACCGCCUCCGUGCGUAUCUGCAUGUAUAUCUGCAGAAGCACAACAUUCUCCGGAUUCGGCUCUGCAUAAAGACGCAGGUGGCGCAGGGAAUUCCUUUCUUCUCUCCUCUGAACAGCCUCUUUCGCCUCCCCCUGAGGACGGGAAAUCAUUGUUUCCGCUUGCUCACCAGGACAUUUGCGACGCCGCGGCUGGUGCUUCGGAGAGAGAGCAGACUUGCGAGGAUCCCUCUCAUCGCCGCCGCGCUGCUGGCAUUGUCUCUUCCAGACUGCAGGACAGGGGAAAGAGUCCUUCGCCGUCUGGCAGCGUCUCAGCUUCUGUUCUAUCUGACUCCUCGAAGCGGCCUACUGGAAAACAUCUGACAGCUGGGGACACGGGGGUAGCCGAUGAAGGAUUGCCACGACGUCCGAAGGCCGUUUUGGAGGCGGAUCUCAUGCGAGAGACAAAGAAGUGCGAGGAGCAACUUGCGGCGAAUCCAGAGAACGAAGACGUGAUAUACCAGUUGGGUAUCCUUAAAUUUCGAGCGGGACGCGCAGAGGAAGCCAUUUGUCUUAUUUCUGAUUUCAUUCAGCAGCAUGCUCCAAAGAGACCGGGAGCGGCCUGUCACAGCACGGCGGAAGCAGCUCUGAACAGCACAAAAACGGUUGUAGCUUUGGUCGAUAACGAGGCUGAAAUUAUGCACGUAGGCCGCGGCGCCAAAGCGAAGCAACAAUGCAGAGAAGCUGAGCCUGGGAAGGCGACGCAGACGACCCACGAAGGACUUGUGGGGGGUGCCGAAGAUGCUCAGGAAUGUGGAGCACAGGGGGAAAGUAAGGAGAGCAGUGGGGACGAGCCAGGAGAGGAUGCAAGACAGAGACAGAGCGAAGAGACGACUAAGUGCAGUGAAGAGGAGGAGGAGGACGUCGGUGAGUCGUCUCUUAGAUGCAGGAGCAAAGCGCAUGACAAGCAAGACGCCUGCAGGCGGGCGCGUCACAGUGGAGGUGAGGAAUCACCGUCUGAAGGAAGCGGCACGAAGGCGAAGGACGACGAACUACAGGGAAUGUCAAAGUCGAUAAUGACCAGGCAGGACGGGAACUCCAGCUCGCAUUCCGAGGAACCGGGUCAGACUGGCGCUGCGACUGACAGUGUGAAAGAAGAGCAACUUGACUGGAGGUUGGGAAGAGCUGUGCCAGUUCAUCGACUGUUCAACCUCGUCCUGGACCGUCCGCUGCAAAUCGACCGAAGAGCCAAAGAUCUCUUGAUGGGGUGGGGCCCUCCAAUGUACCUGCAGUUGGAGAAAUUGCUUGGGCAUCUCUGGUUCGAGGCAGAAAACUACUCAGAUGCGGUGCGACACUAUUGGAGAUGCAUCGACCUCUCUCCAGACAACGCGCAACUGUUCACCAAUCUCGGUCUUGCCUACUACGAGAUGGACGCAAUGAAAGAGGCUGCGGCUGCAUUCGAGCAGGCCAUCAAACUGGACGAGAAGGAUGUCACGGCGUUGAGCGUGCUGGCCAUGCUUCUCAUGGACGAGUUCGCGGAGGCAGAAGAAGAAAAGUUGCGGGAAAUGGAAGAGAGAGAGGACGCAGCCUUACCCAACGAGGAGGAGCGACUCCGAAACUUGCGGGAAGGAACACAGCGUUGCGUAGCCAUGCUCCAGAAAUGCCUCCACAUCGACGAGAACAAUAUCCUCGCUCGAUUACAUCUCGCACAAGUCUACAUGUACCGGGAGGAAUGGAAGAACUGUGAGGAGAUUUUUCAGGCUCUGCUACAAGAAAACCCCGAUGACACACAUAUCCUGAACAAUCUAGGACAAGUUGCAUUGCAUAAGGGCGAUCAAGCGACGGCGUUCCAACAUCUACAAAGAGUCCUCAAAAUCAAUCCCGAAGAUGAAUUGGCUCAUAUGCACCUUUGCGAGCUCCUCUGUAAAACGAAUCAAACUGCCCGCGCGCUGGAGCACUUCAGACUCUGCUGUCAAUCAUCGCCAGAUAGUGUCUCUCUGCAUGCCACCUGCGGGCUUCCUCUUUGUGAGGUCGGAAAGGAGAAAGAAGUCAUCGCGGCGUACACAGAGUUUAUCAAGGCUCAUCCUCAAAGCGCUGCCGCGAAAACGUUCAAACGCUCGCUCGGCAGCAUGAGCGAGGAUGUUGGUUUCUCCGAGUCCACGACAAUCGUCAGUUUCAUCGUCUUGCCUAUUCUCCUGUUACUCAUUCUCCUUCUGGGAUGCGCGCAUUUUCUCGCUUCAUGGUCGUCUCCUGCUGCCUCCACUCCGCCCAGCUUUCCUGACGGAUCGUUUCACUCAGAAUUUUAG